Messenger RNA from Sphaeramia orbicularis (orbiculate cardinalfish), 1923 nucleotides. RefSeq lists its product as uncharacterized. The coding region runs from base 358 to 1923 and encodes 521 amino acids. The transcript has 7 exons. NCBI's taxonomy places the organism in Eukaryota, Metazoa, Chordata, Actinopteri, Kurtiformes, Apogonidae. The record is from RefSeq and is a predicted model, not a curated record.
UUGUGGAUUGAGCUCAAAAUUCUUGUCCAAACUCUCCUGCAUCAGCUGGAACAUACAGUACAGUACUGCUUUGUUCUGCUCAUAGUCAUGCACCGUUCCAGCCAAAAAACAAAAGAGUAAAUCUAGAAUAAUUAAUGCUAUUUUUGCGGAACACUGACAGGGACUAUUUUACUGCAUACUGCAUAUUUGACUUAUUCUUUAAAUAUUUUUGUAAGACCAUAUAGUCACGUGGGUUCUUUAAACCAAUCAGAGCGCGGCUGAUCGUCUGUCACGCGCAUGUGCACAGAACCACUGGGGUCAGUUUAGCUGCAAAUUGUGCCGUGUAGAGCUGAAUGUGUGGAAAACCAAGGUGGGAAAAUGUGUGAGAUGCAAAAGCUGAGGGUUUCGGUGGAGCAGAUACUGACUGCGGCUGCUGAGGAGAUAUUUGGAGUAUUUCAAAGAAGCAUCGCCGAGAUUGAGGAGAAACUCAGUGAUUCCCAAAAGCACAAGAAAAGAAACCAGAGACUACCGGACACUGUGCACCAAACAGACAUUCGGAUUUCCCCAGAGCAGCAGGGACGUGUGGACCAGGAGGACCCAGAGCCCCCCCAUAUUAAAGAGGAACAGGAGGAAGAGUGGAUCAGUCAGGAGGGAGAGCAGACAAUGAAGCUUGUACUACUAUCAGAGUGUCCUACACUCAACCAAAAGCUGUGGAUGGUGAAAGAAGAGCUCCCCCUGGAGCAGCAGGAGAGGAGCCCCAGUCUGGACCAGGUGGACCCAGAAUCUCCCCAUAUCAAGGAAGAGGAGAACCUGUGGACCAAUCAGGAGGGAGAACAGCUUCAAGGGCCAGAGGAGCCUUAUAUCACUAUGUUCCCAUCCACUCCAUCUCAUGUGAAGAGUGAAUAUGAUGAAGACAAAGCUCAGUCCUCACAGCUUCAUCAAAGUCAAACUGAGGAGAACAGAGAGGAACCAGACGACGGAGAUCACUAUGGAGGAUCAGAGCCAGACAACAUCCAAAAUAAUGACUUCCCAAUAAGUGAUCUGACAUGUCAAACAAUACAACAUCAAUACAUCGAGGAUGAUAAUAUGUGUAAGUUUUGGUCAGUGCCAGAGACACAGAUGCCAGUCCACACAACAAAGAAGCCUUUCAGCUGUUCUGUUUGUAAGAAAGCUUUUGCAUAUAAUAGUGGUAAUAUGUGUGAGAUGCAAAAGCUGAGGGUGUCGGUGGAGCAGAUACUGACUGCGGCUGCUGAGGAGAUAUUUGGAGUAUUUCUAAGAAGCAUCGCAGAGAUUGAAGAGAAACUCAGUGAUUCUCCAAAGCACAAGAAAAGAAACCAGAGACUACUGGACACUGUGCACCAAACAGACAUUCGGAUUUCCCCAGAGCAGCAGGGACGUAGCCCCCAUGUGGACCAGGAGGACCCAGAGCCCCCCCACAUUAAAGAGGAACAGGGGGAAGAGUGGAUCAGUCAGGAGGGAGAGCAGACAAUGAAGCUUCUGCUACUAUCAGAGUGUCCUACACUCAUCCAAAAGCUGUGGAUGGUGAAAGAAGAGCUCCCCCUGGAGAAGCCGGGCAGGACCCCCAGUCUGGACCAGGUGGACCCAGAGCCUCCCCAUACCAAGGAAGAGGAGAACCUGUGGACCAAUCAGGAGGGAGAACAGCUUCAAGGGCUAGAGGAGGCUGAUAUCACUAAGUUCUCAUCCACUCCACCUCGUGUGAAGAGUGAAUAUGAUGAAGGCAAAGCUGAGUCCUCACACCUUCAUCAAAGUCAAAUUGAGGAGAACACAGAGGAACCAGAAGAUGGAGAUGACUAUGGAGGAUCAGAACCAGACCGCAUCCAAAAUAAUGACUUCCCUAUCAGUCAUGUGUAUCUGCCAGUUCAGAGUGACCUGGCAGCUAAAUUCAGCAACUGUCUGGGGUCCAACAAGAUCAGGAAACAUUAG